AAGGGUGAGGUUUUUUUCACAAGGCACAAUCAACAGUGAGACAUUCACAUGCAAACCAGGAGUCCUACCACAAUGGAGAUUGGUGACAUGAUUGAGAUAAAAAAAAAAAUGUUCAAACACUGGGCUCUGUACAUUGGAAAUGGAGAGGUCAUCCAUUUGAUAAAUCAAGAUUGCAUUCCAAAAGUAGCUUUCUGCAGUGUUAGCUCAUCCAGUAGCAGUUUUUCCUGUAAAGGCAUGUUUCUAAUAGAGACGUACGAGGAUGUGACAGCAGGGAAAUCUUGCAGAAUCAACAACUACUUGGAUGACAAGUACAAACCAAGGACGACUGACGUCAUUAUGGAGGAGGUGAACAAAAUGAGAGGCCGCACAAUAAAAUAUGACCUCCUUGGAGACAACUGCGAGCAUUUUGUAACUUUCCUCCGUUAUGGCAAAUCAGAGUCCAAACAGGCAGAUGACUUCAUGAACCGUUUGUUAAUUGGUUCUGCAGGCCUGGUUGUUGUAGCGCCUGCUGUUGGUGUUUGUGCAACUGCUGCUGCUGCUGCUGCUGCUGCUGCUGUAGCAAUCAAACAUAGUAAAUAAUUUAUUGGGUCUCAUGAGUCUAAAUCAAAUCACAUUUAAUUUUUCACAUACACGUGUUUAGCAGAUGUUACUGUGGGUGUAGCGAAAUGCUUGUA
This is a messenger RNA of Coregonus clupeaformis (lake whitefish), 674 nucleotides long. RefSeq names its product phospholipase A and acyltransferase 4. NCBI's taxonomy places the organism in Eukaryota, Metazoa, Chordata, Actinopteri, Salmoniformes, Salmonidae. Gene Ontology annotation, biological process: N-acylphosphatidylethanolamine metabolic process. Gene Ontology annotation, molecular function: glycerophospholipid phospholipase A1 activity; A2-type glycerophospholipase activity. Gene Ontology annotation, cellular component: cytoplasm. The record is from RefSeq and is a predicted model, not a curated record. The coding region runs from base 49 to 579 and encodes 176 amino acids. The transcript is spliced from 4 exons.